Molecule: messenger RNA, 1498 nt
Organism: Rubroshorea leprosula
Lineage: Eukaryota; Viridiplantae; Streptophyta; Magnoliopsida; Malvales; Dipterocarpaceae
Source: the annotation of a GenBank genome assembly
ACAAAAGGGGAAGGGGAAUUCAGAAAAAAAAAAAAAAAAAUCCCUAGAGUCUUCUUCCUCACAACCGUUAGCCUCACCCCAACCCGCUGGACUUCCAUCUCACCACCAUCUUUGCCGAUCAUCUCUUGGGCAUUUUCCUUCCAAGACCUGAAACUGUUGAGCAUUCAUCUUGUUGUAUAGCCACAGCCACUGAAGAGGGGAAGGGUUCCAUUUUUUUCUGAUUUUAGGGGAGCAGCCACACACACACACACACAAAAAUCUUCUUUCUUAUACAACUGUUACCCCCUUGGAUGAACCCCGACUCUCAUCUGGUCACGAGCUUGGCUGCAUUCUCUCUCGGAUUCCCGCUUCACCAUUGAUUCGGAGAAGAAAAACCAGGGCAGCUACGGGAAAAAAAGAAAAAAUCGAGACUCCUCCACCCAUCUCCCUGAUUUUGACUUGUCCCACCUUAUAGUGACUCCGAUUUUUUUAAUCUUUCACACCUUUAAUAAUUUUAAUUUUUAAGUGGUCGUCAACAAGCAUUCCUGAUUGCGUUUUGUGAGUACUGUUGUUGGAUUCUUGAUUAUAGGAGAAAAAUGAUAGGAAGUGGUCGUAUCAAGCUGAGCCCUUGGCAACAGGCAGCUGUUGCAGUUGGUUCAGCUGUUGGUGCGCUGCUGGACCCACGAAGAGCAGAUCUAAUAGCAGCCCUUGGGGAAACAACAGGGAAGCCUGCUUUUGAAAGGGUUCUUGAAAGGAUGAAGAGAAGCCCGGAAGGAAAAGCAGUACUUCUAGAGCGACCACGUGUUAUAUCUUCGAAAGUGGGGCAUGCAUGGGACUUGCCACCGAAUACUUUUGGUGCUGCCUAUGCUAACUUCAUGGGAUCUAGGAACUUCUCUCCAGAUGAUAGGCCGCCGGUGCGUUUCAUGGACACAGAUGAGCUGGCAUAUGUGGCUAUGCGUGCUCGUGAAGUGCAUGAUUUCUGGCACACCCUAUUUGGCUUACCUACCAAUUUAAUCGGUGAAUCGGCACUCAAGGUUAUCGAGUUUGAGCAAAUGUACCUUCCCAUGUGUAUACUUUCUGUUGUUGGUGGAACUGCAAGGUUCAGUGAGAAGCAGAGAACAUUGUUCUUCCAACAAUACUUUCCCUGGGCAGUCAAGGCGGGCGUACAAUGUACAGAUCUCAUGUGUGUAUAUUAUGAAAGGCACUUUCAUGAAGAUUUAGAAGACGUUCGACGGAAGUGGGGGAUAAUCCCAGCUCCUGCUAUUUCUAAGUAAUAUUCACAUUGGUUUCAGACAAGUUUUUCUUAUUUGAAACCCCCUGCUGCCUAGUUUCAAAGAGAGAGGAAAAAAAAAAAAGGGUUAGAUUUUUUGGGAGGUUCUGGACCUUUCUGGUAGGCUGGUACUUAGAUGUUUCAAAUUGCAAACUUAGCUGGUGCAUGCAUGGUAUAGUUUUUUCUUCGUUUUUUUCAUAGUUUAUUGCAAACCUAUAUAUACAAGAAAAAUAAUUUAAGGACAAUUUA